Molecule: messenger RNA, 426 nt
Organism: Pollicipes pollicipes
Lineage: Eukaryota; Metazoa; Arthropoda; Thecostraca; Pollicipedomorpha; Pollicipedidae
Product: cilia- and flagella-associated protein 300-like
Exons: 6
Coding region: 1-426 (141 amino acids)
Source: RefSeq, a predicted model, not a curated record
AUGCCUCCGCUAGCGCCGUGGAUUCGGUCGAUGCUGGGCAGGAUAUCAGUGCAGGCGUACUGUUACGACAAGCACCUCGGCGUCCACGAAGCGAAGGACUGGGUGAAGCGGUCAGGAGCGCCCGCCGAGGCGGUGUCGGUCGAGGAGGUGCCCUGCACCGAGACCUCGCUGGCCAUGUUCGACAAGCUGAUCGACAGCGGCGUCGUCAGGGAGGACGGCACCAUCAGGAAGUGUAUGGAGGUCUGGGUAGGCGAUGUGGUGCUGGCGGAUGAGCUCCGCAAGUACGAGGACAGCGUGCAGCCCUACCUCGACGCGACGCGACUCAUCUACAAGGAGCUAAACUUCCUCUACCUGCUGGUGGACCCGCUCAAGAGGAUCGUCACCACCUUCUACCACCAGUUCGGCGCCAUGGUGGCCGAGAACUAG